GCCACUCUGGUUGUAAACAAUUUGUUGGGGAUUUGUUUUGGGGAAAAUGUGUCGUAAUUUUUAACAAUUUUAGUGAAAGUAAUGUCCAGCUGGAGGACUGUUGGUAUCUGCUCGCCAAUACUUGCCAGCGGAAAGGUAUCGCGAUGCGUACCACAACAACAAUGGCACUACAAUCGCCAACAAAAUCGUCAAAAUCAAUCACAAACCCGACAUGCUCUGCUGGAUUUACGCCGCAAGGCAAUACCAGUUGAUCGGCAGCGACAGGUACUGUACGAGCUGGUGGAAAAGUUUGAAAAGCUACCGCAAGAGAAAGCGUUCGCGAUAGAGGAAGGCGCAAUCGAGCUGCUGAAGGAGCUGGAACACUCCACCGAUCCUGCCAUAAGGCAGCAUGCGAAGCUCGGUUUGGCGCUGCUCGGGUACGUCCCACCGUUGUCAAGCGAGGGCAUACGCAUCCUGAGCAUUGACGGGGGAGGCAUCCGCGGUAUAAUCGUGAUGGAACUGCUGCGCAAACUGGAACGACUCACGAACCGACGAAUAUUCGAUCUGUUCGAUCUAGUAUGCGGCGUCUCGACAGGAGCUAUAUUGGUUUGUGCGUUGGCCUCCGAGAAAGGUUUAACCCUUGCCGAAGGCAUUCACCUCUACAAAAAGAUAGCCUACAAAGUCUUCCAUCGCCCGACGACGCUGGAUAAACUUUCCGGAGCGUCGCGCCUGUUUUCGUCGCACGCCUACUACGAUAUCGAGCUGUGGGAAUCGCUACUGAAACGUCAUGUGGGCCACCGUCGCAUAAUCGACACGGUGAUGCUUCCAAAUGUGCCGAAGUUCUGCUGUAUAUCGACUACCGUUUGCGACGAGUACAUCGAUGCGCAUGUAUUCCGCAACUACACAUUCCCUCAGAACGUGCAGUCGGUGUACGCCGGGUCACACACCGCACGACUGUGGGAGGUAGUGCGAGCGUCAUCGGCCGCUCCGGCGUACUUUGGUGACUUCCCGCUGAACGGCCAGCUGCAUCAGGACGGUGGCAUACUGUACAACAAUCCUACCGCCGUGGCCAUCCACGAAGCCAAAUGUCUGUGGCCGAACGAUCGCAUCCAGUGUGUGGUAUCGUUCGGUACGGGACGAACGCGUGGCAAAUCGAACGAUGGCCAAAAAAUUAUAAGCCGUAAAAUACUCGACCAAGCUUCGUUGUCCAGCUCGUGGAAGACAAAGUUCCUGCGUAUUCUCGAUUCUGCCACCGACACGGAAGCGGCGCACACGGUGCUGAGCGAUCUGCUACCGGCUGGUCACUAUUUCCGUUUCAAUCCGUAUCUUACCGAGUUCCUGUCGAUGGUUGAGGUGCGGCCGGAAAAGAUUGCUCAGCUGGAGAAGGAUACGGCAAUGUACUAUGCGCGCAAUGAGGACAAGUUCGAACAGGUUGCUGACCUGCUGCUGCGCAAGCGAUCGAUCGCACGCAAAGCGUACGAUGUGGCGCGCUACGUUUUCUAUCGCUAGUGUUUCUUGAAAAGUGUUUUUGCUGCUAUUUGCCAAAGAGAGUCUGCUAGUAUUGGUAGUAUCAGGGCAGAAGGUGAAUGUUGUUAUAAUAUGAUAACAACAGAUUUUCUGUUUUUCGUUUGAAUCUUUUAGUUGCUGUACUACAGUCACUACUGACAUACCUCUCUGUGAAGGUACACAAUUCAGGUUUUAUUUCGGUAUUACAUCUUUUUAGUAUUUUAGCAUUGCUAAGCUUCUUAGGAUCCCCGUAUAACGACUGUCCAUGGAUAUAUUUUGUUUUGCGAUUGUGUGUAAAUGUUUGGUUUAUGUUUGUAAAUUGCAAAUAAAGUUCUAUGACGUGUAAGAGUGA
Messenger RNA from Anopheles merus, 1837 nucleotides. RefSeq names its product calcium-independent phospholipase A2-gamma-like. Gene Ontology annotation, cellular component: membrane. Gene Ontology annotation, biological process: arachidonate metabolic process. The record is from RefSeq and is a predicted model, not a curated record. The coding region runs from base 82 to 1488 and encodes 468 amino acids. The transcript has 5 exons. Lineage: Eukaryota; Metazoa; Arthropoda; Insecta; Diptera; Culicidae.